Messenger RNA from Nematostella vectensis (starlet sea anemone), 1160 nucleotides. Its product is annotated as elongation of very long chain fatty acids protein 5. Gene Ontology annotation, cellular component: endoplasmic reticulum membrane. The record is from RefSeq and is a predicted model, not a curated record. NCBI's taxonomy places the organism in Eukaryota, Metazoa, Cnidaria, Anthozoa, Actiniaria, Edwardsiidae. Bases 354 to 1112 code for a protein of 252 amino acids. The transcript has 5 exons. Gene Ontology annotation, molecular function: fatty acid elongase activity. Gene Ontology annotation, biological process: fatty acid elongation, monounsaturated fatty acid; fatty acid elongation, polyunsaturated fatty acid; sphingolipid biosynthetic process.
AAAAAAGAAGGCUAGAUAAAAAUCAAUAAAGGAUUGUGUGUGUGAAAAAUCAGUGACAAAAGGUGGUAAACUAGGUUAAAACAUUUCAUUUUCUGACGUAAUAAAUAUUUCCAUAUUACACCUGGGACUGCCGUUCUUUCAACAUAACACAAUACGUUGCCAUGCCAACUUAUAAUACAUGCAAACUGUGUUUGGUUAGUUUGAGAGACAUCUGUAUGUAUGUUUGACAGCUAUGCUAUUAUAUGAUAACUGUUUUUUCUAGGGCUCCUUCAAAUAUCGAUGAUGGAUUUUCAAGCCAGAGUUGCGCGUGUGAAAGCUAUGGGCUUCUUAGGACUGCUGUAUAGUUCGAAAAAAUGGACUUUCAUGGCCGGGUAAUUCGCCUUAGAUCCUUGGGAUCUCUACAGUACUGGACGGAGGGAGUGUACAACGUCACUUUGCUGAAGUCGUUUCCUCUUGGUGUGGCCUACCUGGGCGUGGUCUUCCUCUCUCCAUUAUGGAUUCGUACCUUUCCCCCAAUAGGUGGUCUACGCAAGCUCAUGAUAGCGUAUAACCUUCUGUGCGCAAUCCUGAGUGCCUACUCUGUAUUCUACGCUGGUGUCGCACUAGUGGAGGGAUGGCCACAUUCCUUGUUCGACCUCACGCUCGACACGCGCGCGCAACACGCGCUCCACGUGUACUGGCUGACGAAGAAGAUCGAGCUUAUGGACACGGUGUUCAUGAUACUGAGGCACAAGACGAGGCAGAUGUCAUUCUUGCACGUAUACCAUCACUUCUCCAUGCUCCUUGCAAGCGAAUUCGGCUAUACCAACGGUCCCUGGCCAGCGGUCGGCUUUGUCCUUGGCAUGAACUCCGUCAUCCACGUUCUUCUUUACUACUAUUACGCACUAACAGCCCUCAGUCCUGGUCAGCGGCCUCUCUGGAAGAAAACCCUCACCGUUCUCCAAUUGGUUCAGUUUUAUAUUGGGCUUGUUCACCAGGUUGUAGGAUAUUUUUAUUACGGUUUCUGUUACUAUGCAAUCUUCUACGAAUUGACGAUGAUAGCUUUGUUUUCACACUUUUAUUACUUGGCUUACAUUAAACCAAAGAAGGGAUCGACCAAAAAGAUGGAAUAAAGGGUGUAUUUAGGAACAGAGUUAAUAAAUUGUAAUUGCUGUCUUUCA